UCCUUCGUGCCCUCGCGCAGGUAAGCGUGUGGUGAGUUUCCUCACCUGGCUCAGUAUACACAGGCUGUAGUAAAACGGGUUUCUUUUGAAAUGCUACGCGAAUUAAAAAACGGACAAAAGCGCUAAAAAGAAUGGCAGGAGAUGGGAAUAAACAGAACCCAAACUCUUUGGACAUGGAACCUGACUUUGGGGGGUUAGGACGAUGUUCCGGUGCAUUUUGGCUUGCCGUUGCCUUUGACAUAUUUGGUUUGGUCAUUCUUCUUCUUGGUGUCUUUCUUGAUGUAUUUUUCUACGACUUUCUCAUUUAUGCUGGAGCAAUCAUUAUCUUCCUAAGUCUUAUAUGGUGGGUGUUUUGGUAUACGGGAAACAUCGAGGUCGCACCGGAGGACCUGGAGGAUGACAUUGGCUUGUUGAAGAAGAAAGGGUUGGCAGGCGUUGUGAGGCGACUCUCCAGUCGUCUCACAAAUGGAAUAGGUCGGUCUUUCAGGAGGAACGGCGGGGCAGCUCAAAGCCACACCGGUGCAACUAUGACAAGAACUGGCCACUCAACUCUAGCCCGAACGGUCCCAGUGGCAGUCCCAAUGGGCUCCGAAGAAAACGUGCACACUGUAUCUGCAGCAAUUGAAGGAGAACCACCUGUGCUAGAUAUUACAACGGAAACAUCAGCCAUAUGAGGUCCUUAUGCCAUUCGCCUGUUAUUUUAAGACAAGGUUGACGACACAGAACUGUUUUAUUUAAGUGAGAUGACUUCUGACCCUCCACUUGAAUUUUGUGAGAUGUUUACGAUUUUUUUAAAA
Molecule: messenger RNA, 797 nt
Organism: Sardina pilchardus (European sardine)
Lineage: Eukaryota; Metazoa; Chordata; Actinopteri; Clupeiformes; Clupeidae
Product: transmembrane protein 238-like
Exons: 2
Coding region: 132-674 (180 amino acids)
Source: RefSeq, a predicted model, not a curated record